Zea mays is the source of this 1721-nucleotide messenger RNA. RefSeq names its product tetratricopeptide-like helical. Gene Ontology annotation, cellular component: mitochondrion. The transcript has 2 exons. NCBI's taxonomy places the organism in Eukaryota, Viridiplantae, Streptophyta, Magnoliopsida, Poales, Poaceae. Gene Ontology annotation, molecular function: protein binding. The record is from RefSeq and is marked provisional. Bases 29 to 1534 code for a protein of 501 amino acids.
GAGGAAGCCUUGGCCUGCCGACCAAACCAUGCUUGCGCGCCGACUCGCGGCCCCCGACGGCGGUAGGCUGUUCUCUGCGGCGUCCUCCGCCUCCGCCCGAGGCGGUCACGCGGGUGGCGACACACUAGGGAAGCGCCUGCUGAAGCUCAUCUACCCGAAGCGGAGCGCGGUGGUGGUGCUGCAGCGGUGGGCGGACGAAGGCCGCACCGUGCAGAAGUACCAGCUCAACCGCGUCGUCAGGGAGCUUCGGAAGUACGGUCGCUUCAAGCACGCCCUGGAGAUAUGCGAGUGGAUGCGGACCCAGCCGGAGAUGCGGCUGCUUCCGGGGGAUCACGCGGUGCACCUUGACCUCGUCGCCAAGGUCAGGGGACUCGCCAGUGCCACCAAGUUCUUCGAGGACAUGCCGGAGCGCGCCAAGGGGCCGUCCACCUGCAACGCGCUGCUGCACGCGUACGUACAGAAUGGCGCAAGAGAGAAGGCCGAGGCCAUGCUGGCGGAGAUGGCCCGUGUUGGGUACCUCACCUGUGCCCUGCCCUUCAACCACAUGAUGUCGCUCUACAUGGCGACUGGUGAGCUCGAGCGGGUGCCAGAAAUGAUCAAGGAGCUAAGGAGGUACACACUCCCCGACCUCGUUACCUACAACAUAUGGCUGACAUACUGCUCCAAAAAGGACAGCGUGAAGAGUGCCGAAAAGGUCUUUGGUCUGAUGAAGGAUGACUGCGUGGUUCCUGAUUGGAUGACCUUCAGCUUGCUCGGUAGCAUUUACAUCAACGCCGGACUCCAUGUGGAAGGUCGGAACGCGUUGGUGGAGAUGGAGAAGAGGGCCUCCAGGAAGGAGCGAGCUGCUUACUCAUCGCUCCUCACCCUGUAUGCAAGCUUGUCAGAUAGAGGUAACUUGGACAGAGUAUGGAAUAAGAUGAGAGGAACCUUCAGGAAGUUCAGUGACACAGAGUACAAGUGCAUGCUCACUUCCCUCUUGAGGUUUGACGACAUAGCAGCAGCAGAAAGCAUUUUUAGUGAGUGGGAAUCAACAUCUGGAACACGUGAUUCAAGGAUCCCAAACACGAUCCUUUCAUAUUACAUCAAGAAUGGCAUGAUAAAAAAGGCAGAGAGCUUUCUUGACCACAUUGUGGAGAAAGGAGUCAAGCCCAGCUAUAGCACAUGGGAGGCAUUCGUCUGGGGUUAUCUCGGUGACAAGACGGACAAAGUCCUUGAGUGCAUGAAGAAAGCCCUGUCAUGCUUGGAGAAAUGGGAGCCGAACCAUGAGCUCGCUACCGCGAUCUUUUCUCAGAUCGAGAAGACAGGUGACAUUGAAGCUGCAGAGAAGCUCCUGGUCAUAUUCCGGGAUGCAGAGUAUGUUACCACUGAGAUGUACAACUCAGUCUUGCGCACUUAUGCAGAGGCCAAGCUCAUGCCUCUGAUAGUUGACGAACGCAUGGAGCAGGAUAAGGUGGCCAUGGAUGUGGAAACCAAGAGAUUGUUGAGGUUGACCAGCAAAUAUCCAAUCGGUGAGGUUUCAGUAUCGAUGUCUUGAGGUGUGCCAACAAUAGAAGGGUGUUUCAGGAUGCAAUGUGUACUAGCCCUUACGUUUUCAUGCACUUUAGUUCUGAAGUACAAUGCAAUGCAAAUAACAAACAUUUAGUUUUGAAGUGCAAUACAGAUGGUUGUGAUUUUUUUUGCAUACUUAUCUAACUUGUUGGACUGUAUUGUCUCUAUCUAUA